Lymnaea stagnalis (great pond snail) is the source of this 2742-nucleotide messenger RNA. NCBI's taxonomy places the organism in Eukaryota, Metazoa, Mollusca, Gastropoda, Lymnaeidae. The record is from the annotation of a GenBank genome assembly.
AUGUGUGCAAAAGUGAACUUGGAACUUGCCGUGCCUUUUGGAAAUCAUUUAUAUGAUUCUCUGUAUGUAAGUAUACAUUGUUAAUUUUUUAGACAUAUUGUUUUUGCUUAAAAAAACAACUAAUUACAUGUUUUUAUUAUUAAGAACCAAAACCAAAGUUAUAGACACAAAACUGCUCUGGUUUUGCUCAUGAGGUGAAGUGGAUGAAUUUGCCAUUUUGGAACUUCGUUUUACACAAAUGGUGUCAUUAUGCACACGACCCAUUGUUACAUAAAUAAUCCAUAUGAUGUAAUGAAAGAAGUUUCAUUCACAAUUUAAUUAGUUCAUUUAUAAUUCAGUAUAAAACUACAUUAACAUUAUAGGAUUCAAGUGUAACCAAAGGUACUUUUUUACUUCUUAUUUUAAACCUAAUGCAUUCUUAUCACCUUGGUUACAGUAGCCAUUUGGGCUUUUGGCUUUCAGCUUAAUACUACUAAUAUAGCUUUUAUUUGUUAUAGGUUAUGUCAAAUGGAGUUGUUUCUUUCGGUGCACCUGUCCUCCAAAAAGAACCAAGUAUUGCAACAGCAACUGCGCAACAAAUUAAUCUGAUUGCACCAUUUUGGACAAAAAUAAACUCACAAAGAGGCUCCAUUUCUUACAAUGUUUACAAGAGAUGUGGUGAAGAAUUACACAGCUUUAAGUCUGACAGUCAUAAGCAAGUUUUCUCCAGAGCUGCCCAAGACAUUAAGACUUUAUUUCAUCUGGCUGACUUUGAUGUCCAGAUGUUAUUAGUGUUUACAUGGAGAGAUCUUAGUCCAGAAGUCAGUGAGGUAUGUACAAUUUUCUUUAUAUCUGCUCAUGGUUUCAAUACUGUUUCAUUUUAUUUUAUUGAUUAACUAUUUAGAAAGUUAACAUAUUUUUUUUUGAACAAUUAAUUGACAUCCAAGCAGUGCCAAGAAAAUUGACAUAUCCUUAGAGUUAUGGUUUCAACGUUUAUAUAGUUUUGAAUUACAACAUAAGCGUUUUACUUUAUGAUUCCAUUUAAAAAAACAGAAUAUAAUAUGAAGCGUGAAAUUCUGUGCUAAAUGAUUUCAUUUCCUUCUGGUUUAAUGAUUUAAACAUUAUUUAAGUUCGAUUGUUUAGGUUUUAGGAAGUAUUUAAAAAAAAUUCUUGCUUCCAUUUGUUGUAUUUUUACUUAUUUGUUUCUUUUUUAUUGAAAAAUGUCCAAUAUCUCAAAUUGUUAUAAUAUUCUUAUUAUUGACAUUAACCCAGUGUAUUUUAACCGGGGUUUCGAGGAACCUAAGGGUUCCAUGAGUGCUAGCCAGGGUUUCCACCAGUGGCUAAUCCGGCAUUACCUGCACUGAGCUCUAACUAGUUGUUUUUUUAUCCCCCUGGUGUUGCUGUUGUCCUAAUGAGCGUGUAACAUUUGAAAUAAUUUUCACAACACUGUUUUUUUGCACAAACAUGGACCGAUUUAUUAAGAAGAGAAAAUAAGACGAUGUAACAGCUAACGGCCCAAACCAAAACUCGACUGGAGCAGCUGACUGAAGCUACAGCUUUUAUGGCAUCAUAUGAGCCAAAAAUUGCGGUUGUUGAUCCGAAUCUUUAAGUUUGCCAGUAGACUGACAAUUAUUUAGCUAUGGGAUUCACUUAGGCAGGAGACCCAUUUGACAUAGAACAAACCCUUCUGUCAUUGCAUGGAUCUCCAUGAGCUAUCUAAACGCUCCAAAGGAUUCCAUUCUAAUAAAAAGUUUGAAAAACAUUGCAUUAAACAAUCGGGGAUAGAGAAAUUCUACGUAUUAUAAGUACUGGCUAUCAUCACAUAAAUAUAUUUAGUUUUAUAUUCAAAGUAUUAUUAUCUAAAGAUGUCUUAGUUUCUGUAUUGGUUGAGGAGCCAACUUUUGAAAGUCAGUUGCAAGAAUCUCUCAAACAUAAAUAAAUCAAUGACUCAGCCCUGAUUCCACAUGUUUUUUGCUUGUUCUGGAUUCACCAGGUAGCUGUUUCCUAUUCCUGAAUAAUUACAACACUUUGUGUUUGAUUUUACACAAAGAGAGCCCACGAAAUUAAAAAUCUAUUAUUUUUUUUGUGCAACUACUGUAACAAAUUUGAAAAAAAACUUCCUCUUUCUUUGUUAGUUCUGAAGAUGAUGAUCAUUGCAACACUUCUUUAUCUUUGAAAUUUUAUAUCAGAGUUGGGUUUGUGUUAUGCUAUUUUCUCUUGCCUUUAUAGCCAGUUCCUCAUACUAAUUAAGAUUUAAUUCUGAUUACUUAAUUUGUAAUAUAUUUUUAUUUUAAGAUAUUGACAUACUUUAUAUUAACAAUUUUUUUUUUUUAGCCUUUUGAGCUUUUGGUGUUAAAUAUAUAUUACUAUAUUUUAUAAACUUAUUUUUAAACUAUUUUUUUACCAAUCAGGAUUAUUGGAGAAUCACAUUCUGCAUUUCAUAAAUUUGUGGUUUAAUCUGAAUUAAAUUAAUAAAAGAAAAUUGUGUAUUUGCCCAGGAAUUUUGAGUACUUUCACUAAACUUUUGGGGAACUUUAAAAACAGUAAAAAUGAAAAUAUCCAUUGAUUCUACUUCCACUUGAUUAUAUGUAAGAAUGCAAGUUAAAUUAUAUAUUAAUUACACAUUAUAUAAUAAAUACUGAAACAGUUGGAGACUUGCAUUUAUUUUUCUGACUAAAAUAGUUUUUAAAUUUUUUAAAUUUUACUUUUCCCUCAUUUAAAGGGAAAUGAGACAACUUCAUUUCAAAUGAUUUUUGUAUCGGG